Pelagomonas calceolata is the source of this 898-nucleotide messenger RNA. The record is from the annotation of a GenBank genome assembly. Lineage: Eukaryota; Pelagophyceae; Pelagomonadales; Pelagomonadaceae.
UGCGCAACCGCAAAAUUACACCAUAACCAUCCGCCGCGGCGCCACGCUCGACUGCAGCUGGGACAGCGCGCGCGCGAUGGCGCACGGCCCCGGGUCGCGACCACAGUCGUCGAAGUCGAGCUCGUUUCUGGUGUCGUCGCCCGGCGGCCGUGGCGGCUGGUCUUCCAGGAGCUCCCGCGGCGGACUCUUCGGCGGCGACGGCACCGCCGGAGGCGUCACGGGCGCCGCGGGCACGGGGCUCAUGCGCCCCGACGCGGCCUUCGCCGGCGACGGCUCAACCACAACACACUCGUCGUAGAGCAGCGCGUCGCGCACUGCCCAGCACGCGCGCGGCGCCAGCGUGCCCCACGCCGCCAGCUGGACGACCUCGCCGAGCCAGGCGUCGAGGGCCCGCGCGCGGGCGCGGUCCGCGGCCGCCGCGUCGACCGGUGUACGAAAGAACUUCGCCGCGAGGCGGCGCGCCGGCGACGGCGGCGCGCAAGGGAACGGGCUCUUCACCAAAGCCGCCUGCUCUCCCAACUGCCGCCGCAGCUCCUGGAACGCCGCGAAGGGCAUCUGCUGCGUCGCGCGCAGCCGCCCGGGUCUUGCGCAACGGACCACAAAAUAACGCGCGUCUCCACACAACCGGCCCGUGGACACGCGCGCCUCCGUGGCGGUGUCGAGGCAGUAGGCUUCUUUAAAGUCAGCGUCGUCGAGGCGCGUCAGCUCGGCGGCAUCGCUGGCUUGGUUUCUCUCGAGCCGGUCUAGCUCCAUUGUGUUGUCCUUGUCUUGUGGGCUGCCCGGCAGCGAAACGGCAGGUCGCAGGCCGCAGAGAAUGAUGAUGCCGCGCUAGGAUGCCGUUGCGAAGUGUGUUCGCGGGCUCCGAUGCGCGUAAAUGCUGCCCUCGCAAGGGAGAGGC